Messenger RNA from Vespula pensylvanica (western yellowjacket), 570 nucleotides. RefSeq names its product galectin-4-like. Gene Ontology annotation, molecular function: galactoside binding; carbohydrate binding. The transcript has 3 exons. Lineage: Eukaryota; Metazoa; Arthropoda; Insecta; Hymenoptera; Vespidae. The coding region runs from base 1 to 570 and encodes 189 amino acids. The record is from RefSeq and is a predicted model, not a curated record.
AUGGCAACUGAAGUCGCUACAAACCCAGAAAUUCCUUACGUAGGAGCAGUUGAAAAUGGUUUAGUACCUGGAAAAAUGGUAAGAAUUCGGGGUAAAGUCCCUGAAAAUGCAGUACGGUUUGCUGUUAAUUAUCAAUUGGGACCAAUAUUAAAUCCAAGAGAUGAUAUAGCUAUUCAUAUAUCACCUCGAUUUUCUGAUGGUGUUAUUACAAGAAAUCAUAUUGAAUCCAUGACAUGGGGAGCAAAUGAAAAUGAAGGUCCUCUGUGCAUACAACCUGGUCAAGAAUUUGAAAUGAUUAUUUUAUGUGAUCAUUUGAAUUAUAAAAUUGCUAUAAAUGGCAGGCAUUUCGCAGAAUUUGCACAUCGGUUACCAUACCAGAAAGUUACGCAUCUAGUGAUCGAUGGUGAUGUUGAAAUAUCCAGCAUUAUCUAUGAAAAUGUACCGGUUGGAUCACCACAUUCUUCACCACCUCUAUCAUCUGGAUACAAAAUCAAUCCCAGGAGGAUAUGGUCCUCCACCUCCGGGUUAUGGUCCACCAUCUUCUUCAUAUGGCCCUUCGAAUGGAAAUAA